Messenger RNA from Pantherophis guttatus, 5087 nucleotides. RefSeq names its product testis expressed 11 (gene TEX11). Gene Ontology annotation, molecular function: protein binding. Gene Ontology annotation, biological process: synaptonemal complex assembly; meiotic cell cycle; reciprocal meiotic recombination. NCBI's taxonomy places the organism in Eukaryota, Metazoa, Chordata, Lepidosauria, Squamata, Colubridae. Gene Ontology annotation, cellular component: central element. The record is from RefSeq and is a predicted model, not a curated record.
UUGGAGGGGCUUUGUGGUACCUUGCCCAAAAUGAUUUCCCAGGUGAAGCACAGAAGAGCUUUUGCCAACUAUUUCUGGUGGGAGAGAGAGGAUCCCCAAGAGAGUAGGCAAAAUGCGCACCCCAGCAGAUAGGAGGCUCCCCAAAAUUUCUCAGCAAUGUCUUGCGCAGGCCACUCUGGAUGAUACCGUGCAAAAUUACAGGUUCCAGUAGCCUGACUUUUACAGCAAAAGGCUGUGCGAGCGUUUCAUAGGAGCCGUGUGGGGCUUCUUCAGCCCCUGGUUUGUGCUGCAGCUGCAGAGGUCAGCCAUUCGAUCCCAGGAAAGAGGCUGCAGUGGCGAUUUUGGGGAGGGGGAGGUUGUUUUUGUGUUUGGCACCCUGCGUGAUUUCAAGUCCUUUUUUGCCUUUGAACUGGAAGUUGUACUACGUGGUGCUUGGCCUGCUUUUGCAGAGUCUCUGAGCUCACAACUCCGUGCUUGCAAGAUUGUGGUGCAAAGUUCUCUGCUGUUUAAUGUGUAAUGAAAGGGGAGAUUUUAUAGGUGGCUUGUGGGUAUUUUGUUGUCCCCUAAGGAGCCGCCUCAGUUGAAUAAGUCUCUCUAAUGCCCAGCAUUCUGUACGGGUUGCCCCCUGGGAGGUAGGGGGAGAAUAUCAGUCCAUGCCCCGAAGCUUUAAUUAAAGUUACUUCUUUCCCACCGUCCAGUUUAGGAUGGGCAAUUAACUGGGAAUAUGGAGUAAAAAGGGAGAGGCCCUAUACGAAUUACGUUCUCAGCAUUCCUCCAGCUUGCCCAUGUGGGUUGAACACUAUUUGAAGGGCCUCCGGUCUCCCUUCCAGCUCUGCAUAAAGUCCAGCGGAGGGCAGAGCAGGGCUGGGAAAGGUCAAAUGAAUUGAGAUGACCAGCAAGCGCUAGAUAGCAAGCAGUCUUCCAGGCAUCCAGAGCUGCUGCUUGAAGGAUAUCAGAAUCCCCAUUUGGAGCAGCCUGCCAGCACCGUACAAAUCUGCGUUUGCUGUGGGUUUUAAAUAUACUUUUAUUUGGUGCACAAGUCUGAAGAUCCAUGGCUGUUGCUGCUGUACCUGAAGUACCUUUGGAGGGGAGGGGGGGAGGCUUACAGGUCAGCCACCUGUGUCUUGGGCUGACUGUCUGAUGUAACGUCCCUCCGAGACUUGUUCACAUUAAAACCACUGUGAAGCCAACGGUGUCUGCGUGUCCUGCCAGGAAGACUUUUAGGUGGAAAGACGGGGUGCCUUUGGUGGCGGUAGAGGCUGCUGUGGCCAUGCUGCCAGGACCUACUUUAAAGUUCCUCUGCCUUCUGCAGCGUUUGGGGGGGGGGGUUGUGCUGAGAAGCUCCCUGCCUGGGCUUUUCCAGCUGGGCGGGAUUCCUGGCCCAGAGGGCUCAUGCUGCUGCUCUUUGCCCAGGCCUGGGCGUCCUUUGCCCUGGGGAGGGAAUAACGGAGCCUGCCGGAGGCCGUGAAAGGCGAGCGCUGCUGCUCGGCUGAUGCCCCUCUGCCAGUGGGUCGCGCUUGGCUUUGCCCGGAGGUCCAAGGGGCACCAUCAGCCCGGCUGGCCGGCAAUUGCAGCAACCCGGGAAAGACGGGCGAGUGGGGCUCCGAGUGAGGGUCUCCCUCGCCCCCCCACCACCACCCCCACCUCCGCUCCUGCCGGGACCGUCCGAAGGGAUCAAUGGGCGCUCGUGGAGGGAGCCAAGAUCCGCCAGGGGGACACAGGUAACCUCCCCCCUGCAGGGUAAAAUAAUGGUACGCUCCAAACCCGGCCUCGCAACCAACCAUCCACCCCGCCCGGAGCGCGCUGGGCGUCGGAAACGAGAGAAAAAGAGGGGGGGGAGUGGCGGCCCCCCUCGCUCAAUUCCGAUUGGGCGCCUCGCUGCACGUGGUUAAGAAGGCUCCUCGGCGCCGAUGGGAUGAGGUCUUCGUCGGAUUGGUGGAGGGUUUCAUUGGCGGACCAAUGAAAAGGCUGGCGCGGAAUGCGAACGUGGCGUCGCGGGCGCGCGCCCGGCUGCCCAGCUGGCCCUUCAGCUCGGUGGCCGGAAGAGAAGGGCGCAGGUGUGUGUGGGGGGGGGGGCGGGGGAGCGGAUUCCCACGUGAGGUUUCGGCCCCGGCGGGAGGACGGACGUUCAAGCAGCCGCCGCGGCGAGGCCCGGGAGGAGCCGCCUGCUCGUAACUGUCCCGCUCUCCAUUUGGCAUCCCUGGAGGAAGCGGCUGCAAUAAAGGCGAAUAAAUGAGUUAAUUCAAAACUUGAUGAACCAAGAAACAUUAUUUGAUAUAGCAGACAGUAUUGAGAAGCUGUUCAGCAAGAUAGAAAGUACAAAUAAAGAAAAGUGGAAAGAGAAUCAGAAAGCCCAGGUUGAGGAAAGUGCAGUUAACUUAUGGAAUUGGACUGUGGCAAAAAAAACAGCCCCUGGUAUCACUGAUAUGCAAAGAGUUAAAUUACGCCAUGUAGCCUGCAACCUGAUGAUGAUUUGUGAAGUAAGUGAUCCAAAAGAGGAGAUAAUACGAAGGCAAAUUUUGAUGUUAAUGAAGACUGGAAAAGGUUGGGUGGAUGUUGGAAAACCUGCCCUUGCAAAUAAAUUCCUUGACAUUGCCCUGCAUGAUCUAGAGAAACUUUAUGACCAGCUGAACAAGGACUGCAGCAGUGAGGCUGAGGCAAAUAUGCACAAAGCUGACAUACAGAAAGAUAUAUUUAAAGUUCUGUCUUACCAGGCUGAAUCUGCAGUUGCUUUAGCAGACUUUCAGAAAGCAGUCACGUGUGUUCAGCGGUGUAAAGACAUCCUGAUAAGACUGCCAAAAGAGGUUUGUUACCUUUCCCUCCUAUGCUAUAACUUUGGCAUAGAAACAUACGAAUUCAAGAGAUAUGAGCAGAGCUCCUUUUGGCUCAGCCUGAGCUAUGAAAUUGGAAAGAUGCACAAAAACUCUUCAAUUAGUAAAGAAAUGCUGGCAAAAGUGCUACGAUUAUUAGCUACUGUCUAUUUGGAGUGGGAUUAUAAACAAUAUCAAGAGAAAGCUCUCCAGGUUAUCAUCAUGGCUAAUGAGGAUAAUUUACAUCCAGCUGGUUUUUACUUAAAAAUUAAAAUUCUCCUGAGAAGUGAUGCAUUGGAUGAAGAUAUUAGAAAAGCUGUCACUGAACUUCUGCAGCAUGAGGUUUCUCUGGAGAUCUGUCUGGACACUGCAAAGUUGCUUCUUGAACACGAGAGGGAAGCCAUCGGAUUUGACUUUCUGAAAUCAGCAUCUCAGCUGUUUGAAAGAUCCCCAGAUGCUGGCAGAGUCCUUCUCUUUCGGAUCGAACUCCUGUUACAGAGAAUGAAGGAGCCACUUGCCAGGGGAAUGAUUGAAGAUGCCAUUGCAGCACACAGCAUAGGAAAGCAACUGCCUCCUGAAAUACUCAGCCGUUUACACCUUGUUUUGUGGGACAGAGCAGCUAAGAAUUACGAGUCCAAGAGCUAUGCUGAAGCCCUUCAGUGGUACAACUACUCUCUCAGCUUUUAUGCAUCUGGACAGACAGACCAGCAGAACCUGGCAAAACUGUACAGGAACAUGGCUGCUUGCUAUCUUCACCUGAAAGAACCCGGCAAGGCUAAUGAGGCUGUAAAGAAGGCAGAAAUAAGCGACCCAAGCAGCAUCUUCACUCACUUCUAUGUUUAUAAAAUAGCCGUCUUAGAGAAAAAUACCAUCAAAGCUUGGGAUGCGUUUGUAGCAAUGGAGAAAUCGGCUGCAGAGUUCACGGAAGGCAAACCACUCAUGGAAGGAUCUAUGGCUACCAACCUUCUGAGCUUAGCAGCUCAGUUUGCCUUGGAGAAUGAUCAACAGGUCAUGGCUAUUAAAGCCUUGGGGUAUUUAUCUCAACACUUGCAGGAUUGCCAGCAGGCGCUUACAGCAGUAAAGUGUUUGAUUCGACUUAUAUUGUUGAAAGUGACAUCUGAAGAGGAGACGAUUAAAGAUAUGGAGACACUCCUAUCAUACUUGACAGCAGCUCACCGUAGACUUGAUGAGCUACACAAAGAGGAAAAGGAGUUGCUAGAGAUCAGGGCCAGUGAAGCUCAGUGGUUCAGAAAGAUAGCUUGGAACUUGGCUGUGCGAUGUGAGGGCUGCUUAAAAGUGAUGAGAGAUUUCUUUAUAAUAUCCUUCAAGUUCUCCCAGUUUUGUCCUCUUGAUAAAGCUGUCCUGCUCGCUCAGAGAACGUGCCUGCUCAUGGCUGCUGCGGUGGAUCUGGACAUAAGCCGAAGCAAUUUGCUUCCUGCUGAUGAGCAGGCCGAACUGCUGACUCAGGCCCUCGAGUACAUCCAGUCCUGCAGAGCCAUCUGGAAAGUCUUGAAGCAGACAGGUGAUUUCCCCAAGGACCCCACGGAUACAAUAUUGCAGCUUUAUGAAUUUGAAGCCAGCGCCAAGCUGAAUUCUCCUGCAGUGUCCAGCCUGCUGGACGAAGUGCUGGCGCUUCCACAGGUGGAGAUCAAGACUCUGGAAACCAUUGCUUCACUGGCCAUGGAAUCUCCCGCUCACUAUCCCUCCGUGUGCAAGAGGGCUCUCAGGAUGAUCUUGACUCUCCUCAAGAAAAGGGAAUCGAUCGAUACAAUAGCCUACAGCAAAUGCCUGCACAGCUUGGUCCACCUUUCCCUGCCCUCUGGCCCCAUUGAGGCAGAUCUUUGUGUGCUGGAGGAGGCUUGGGCCUAUUUCGAAGAUGCCCUGACCGUGUUGGACAACACACAGGUGCUACAGACUAGUUACCCAGAGGUGGAGAUAAUCUGGCUCAUGACUAGAGCUUGGAACACAGGAAUAUACCAAUACUGUGCUGGCAAAUACAAGGAAGCAGAGCAAUGGUGUGGCCUAGGAAUGCGGUUCUUGGCUUACCUGGGGACUUUGAAGAACAGCUACGAGAACCAGAUGAUUGGUGUUUAUGGUGAGGUGCUGGAAAAACUGGACAAAGCGAAGAGACUCCAUUAUCAAGAAGAGUGAGGGGGACCCUGGGUGCCACCAGCUGCUCUGUGCUGAACUGGAACCGGCUGCACUGGCAAGUGUGGGAUUGUAUUCGGUGGAGGAUGCUUCACAAACAUGAAGUUGAAUAAAGGAGUUCUAUUUGUA